This is a messenger RNA of Rhipicephalus microplus (southern cattle tick), 2498 nucleotides long. RefSeq names its product metaxin-1. Gene Ontology annotation, cellular component: cytoplasm; SAM complex. The record is from RefSeq and is a predicted model, not a curated record. NCBI's taxonomy places the organism in Eukaryota, Metazoa, Arthropoda, Arachnida, Ixodida, Ixodidae. Gene Ontology annotation, biological process: mitochondrion organization.
AGCGACCGUAACGGUAUCGAGGUCAGCACAAACAUACGCACGCACUCCGGUAAGAUGUGUGUUGCCGAUGAUCGGGUGGUGUUGUAGAGCGUGCGAUCGUGUCCUUCCUGGUUCACGAACGGGAUUAUGAAAACGUGUGUAUUUGUGUACUGUACCGGUACGUUUAUUCGCGCUUAAGUCACUCACGUAGCCAAUCAUAUGGAGGUGUACAUUUGGAAAGGUGACUGGGGCCUGCCCAGCAUCGACACUGCUUGCUUGGAAGUUCUGGCGUACGCGAAGUUUUCCGGGGCGCCAGUGAAAACCAGAGAAGUACGUCGACCCUGGUUUGGAUCGUUGCCGGUGAUGCGACAUGGACCUGAGACGAAGCUCACCAAAUUCCAAGAUGUCGUGGCCUACCUCCGAAAACAGAAUUAUAGCGCUGAUGUAAAGCUGACGCCACAGCAAGCUUCAGAUGCGAAGGCUUACAUUGCCAUGCUGAGACAAAAACUCAAGCCUGCCUUGCUCUACCAGUGGUGGGUCGAUGCCCAGAACUACGUGGAGCUCACAAGGCCCUGGUACGCAAAGGCUCUGGGCUUUCCCUUCAACUACGUAAUCCCUGGACAGAUGCAACGGGCCGCCACUGCUGUCCUCGACUCAAAACUGCAAGGCUUUGACCUCGAAGGCGACCAGGCACAGAUUGCGCUUUUCAAGGAAGCGCAGGAGUGCAUGACAACACUGUCGCACCGGCUUGGAAAAGAACAGUUCUUCUUUGGCCAAAGCCCCACUUCCUUGGACGCCAUUGUGUUUGCCCACCUGGCUCCAUUACUACGAGCACCAUUUCCAAACUGCGCCUUGCAGAACCACCUCAAGGCAUGUGACAACUUGGCGGCAUUCGUUACCAGAAUUACACAGCGAUACUUCUCUGUCAAAGAUACUGGCAGUGGAGACUCAGGAGCUUCAAAAGUGUCGUCGGAGGAGUUUUCCUUCUCAUGGCUCAACUCAUUGAUAUCAAUUGGUGUGGCAACAGUCGCCAUGGUUUCAUAUGCUCUACUAUCAGGGCUUGUGCAAGUCGAGUACACUGAAGACGAGCCGCCACCUGUGGACAAUAGAGACAAGACAACAAAGCGUGCUACAGAAUGACAGUGUUUAGAGAAAGUACAUCACAAUGUACUAUAGUGCCCAACCCUGUGCAGGACUGUGGUGCAGGGUUUCAUCGUUUGAGUGACUUGUAUAUCACACUGCCUGACUGGCAGCAACAACUUGCAAUGCUUCUGAAGAGGCAUUUCUGCGCACAAGUGACAUUGAUAACUUGCGUGUGGGUGCUUGUGGCACUCGUUUGCCUUGGAACUGUACCCAAAAAGUAUCUGCAUUCAUUUCAUCAGCAGAAGCGCAUCAACUAGAGGAAUUUGCCAAUGCCAACAACAGCAGUGCAAAGAACUUUGGGUUUGAAGAGUGUAGAUGUAGGUAGAAACAAGCAUGAAAGGAAAGUUGACGAACAGCGUAAACCGUGGAAGAGGUCAAUUGUGGUUGUUGUGACAGCAACAAGUUCAUGCUAUUGUAGCAGAAUGGUGUGUUGUUUUAGCAUGAAUGCAUGUGAUAAGCGAGUCUCUGCAUGUACAGACACCUAACUAAAUCUACCAUAAAGGUUUAUUGCUGAAUCACCUCUGGACGAGUGCAAGAAGUUACUUCAUUUCAGGAAACAAAAACAUUUGAUUAAUAGUAUUUAUGGCAACCUCCACUUGUAGUUUUAAAACACAUCCUGUAGUAUUUGGCUACAGGUUGAUAUUUGACAAUUUAUAUUCUCAAAGAAAAAACAAGCUCCGUAAGUUGAACCCAUACCCAAGGAGCCAAAUAAAGAGAACUUUAUAGCCUUGGUUUGCAACAACAGGAGAGAAGAAAAAAUUCAUCACAUGACGAUUUCUCUGGGCAGCUUACACCUUUUUGCACAAUUUUGUUGCUACGUAGAAGCAACAAGUCGAGUGAUAACAUCUUUUUACUAUAUUACUGUGCAUGCACUGGUAAUUUGACAGUUGAAAAGGUGCUGCAUUUUUUUCUGGUUUAUACACAUUGCAGUGGCAGCUGCAUGUUCAGACAUGCGAUUUCUCAGUGCCACUAGUACACACCUAUCCACAGUGUGUCCACAAAUUCCGUAGUCUACUUUAUACCAUAUUGCUCUUCAUUAUCCUUUAUCGGAGUAAAGCACUGGUACUUGUUGUGUCUGCUUGUUAACUAGUUAAGAAACCCCAGUUGGUCAAAAUCCAGACACAUGCAUUAUGCCAUGCCUCAUAAUCGUAUUGUGGUUUUGGUGCAUGCAACCCUGGGAAUUAUUUUUGGGAAUUAAAGCUGAACCCUUUUAUAAGAAACUCUUAUAAGGGACAUAUGGGUAUAAGAGACCCCAGUAUGCCUACAGUAAAAUGUGGGGGAUAGGAAAAUGCAUAUGAACUCCCCUGCUAACAGGGAGCUCGUACCAGAGUUUAACUUUAUUUUCUAAAUAAAGCGAACUUUGUGGGUCACUGGCA